This is a messenger RNA of Drosophila erecta, 864 nucleotides long. RefSeq lists its product as uncharacterized. Lineage: Eukaryota; Metazoa; Arthropoda; Insecta; Diptera; Drosophilidae. The transcript has a single exon. Gene Ontology annotation, cellular component: mitochondrial inner membrane. Gene Ontology annotation, biological process: mitochondrial respiratory chain complex I assembly; mitochondrial respiratory chain complex IV assembly. The record is from RefSeq and is a predicted model, not a curated record. The coding region runs from base 103 to 753 and encodes 216 amino acids.
UGUCAUCGAGUUGUUUCGCAUUCCAAGUAUUUGUAGGCCUCUGACACCUCACACACACACAAAAUUCUAAAAGUGAUUUCUUGCCGACUAAGAGAGGCCGCCAUGCCAACCUUAAAGUUGCGUAUCGGUCUGCCCUCGAGGCGAACCAUGAGCAGCAUCUGCAUCUGCGGAGCCCUGGCCACCAUUUCGGGCCUGGCCUACAUGCGCUGGCGACUGGAGGACCGUGUGCGCCAGACGGAGUUCUACCAGAUGGCCAUCCAGCAGCUGCGCCAGCACAGUGGGGCCGUGGGUCUGCUGGGCGAGCCCAUCAAGGAGUCGGGCUUCAAUCUGUCCAACGAGAAGAACCGCUGCGACGAGGACAAGGCCCAGCUGCAGUUUAAUGUCCAAGGUCCCAAGGACAGGGGCACCGUCUAUUUCUGGGCCUCAAACAGCCAGAAACAGGGCUGGCUGAUCGAUCGCCUGGAGCUCGAGACGAGGCAGCACCCAAACACCCGCUACCUGCUGAAGAAGCCCCAGAACUACGCCCUGCUCAGCAGUGAUGGCGAUCCGGAUCCCCCCAAUGCCGAGUCCUCCGAGGAAGCGCAGCAGCUGGAUACGCCGCUCGCGCCGCAGGAGCAGGAGCUGGAGAUGGAGGAGAAGGACCAGGAGCCGGCAGCCCAUCAGCACCCCAGUAUUCAGAAUAAUCCUCCGCAUCAAUUGGAUCAGCGGCAGGGUCAGGAGCCAGUGCCUCACGUUCACACAGCGGAGGGCUGAUGAAUCUUUCGAGCUUUUCAAUCUGGAGCUAGCUUUGAACGGCUAUUUUGGAGUUCAAUUACUCAGUGCUUUCAGUUCAUCCAACAAAAUAUUUAUUAAAGUAUAUUGGUU